AUGAAUUCAUCAUCCAUACAAAGUACGGAUAUAUUUAUACCUGAUUAUAUAUGGCUCGAUAUUUUUAAACAUGUUAGCCCGUUAAAGUUAGCGGUUCUGCGUUGGACCAGUAAACCCUUCAAAAAUAUUAUUGAAGAAAUGAUUGAGAACAACUAUACAUGGAAAAAUUUGUGUUCGACCAAUAGUAUAAAACCCUGGAUUUGGAAGAUCCAAGAAAAACUAUUUUCUUACGUAAAGAAGUACAGUCCAAAGGAAUUGGAUAAAAAUUGGAAGGAUGUUUUACAUUCUUAUGGAUAUUGGCGAGUAUAUUCAAAACGUAGUUUUAAAUUCAUCACUUUUAAUCUUCGCGACAAUUUAGUUAAUUAUAAUCAUAUAACAUGCAGUGACGCAUUUGGUGAUUAUUUUGCUAUUGCUUCUGACCGCGGAGAUAUAUUCUUAUUUACAAUUGAAAAUGACAGAAUAUAUCUACUGCAUACUUUCGCUGGUAAUCAAUAUGAGAUUUAUCGUCAAUUGAAAUUUUGGAAUGCAGGUAAAAUAAAACUUUCAUUCAUGCAAUUUUCAUCAAAAUUAUGUCUAAUCAGAUAUGAGUGUAAUUGUAGCAGACCGACUGCCCAAUUUCAAAACACAGUUGUUACGUCCCGGUUUCCUCACAGGUUUGUAGGUAGCCGCCCGAGAAAAAAUAUUUAUAUAUAAUUAUAUAUAUUUAUAUAUAAAUUGGUUAUAUAUGAUUAUAUAUGAAAAAUGGCCAAAUAUAAUCAUAUCUAAUUAUAUAUAAUUAUGUAUAAUUAUAUUACAUGUACUAAGAAUAAAACUUUCUUAUACAUUUAAUUCAUAGACAACAAUUGCAAUCAAGUACGCAUCCGAGUCGAAAAUAAUCUUUGAUAAUGGUAAUUCGAAAAUUACUGAAAUUAUGGAUCCGAAUUUCGAUUUACCUCCAGGAAAAAUCUACAUACCCAUUCCAGAAGUCGUGAUCAUUAAUGAAGGCCAUGAUCUAUUUGUAGUAGUACUGAACGAUUCCAAUCAAGUUCGUGUCAAACGUCAUUAUUUGUUGGAACUUAUUAAAAGCAAAAUUGUGUCGGUAGUCAUGCAUGUUAAUAUACUGUUUUUGGGAACUUCAUCAGGAAAUGUUUAUUUAUUCGUGAUUAAGAAUAUUCAACAACUUGUAAAUGAAAAUCUAAAUCAAUCACCAGUCACAAAGAUUAUACCAAUUAGCAAUGAACCAAUUCUUUCUUUAGACAUUACUGAAGUUAAGAAAAAGCCAUAUAUAAUUGCAUUUACUAAAUCUAAUUUACAUGUUAUAAAAUAA
Messenger RNA from Cotesia congregata, 1306 nucleotides. The record is from the annotation of a GenBank genome assembly. NCBI's taxonomy places the organism in Eukaryota, Metazoa, Arthropoda, Insecta, Hymenoptera, Braconidae.